CCAAGUUCCCAAAAUGAGGGAAUUGGCUUUCUUGACUCUUGUAUGCGGCUUGCUACAUAUAGGUUUUUAGCGAAAUGUAAGAAUACAAAAGAACUUCAUGAGAUAAUAUGGAAACAAAAUGAUAGAACUAUAGUACACAGCUUUGAGCAACAACUUCUGUUUGCAAGAUAUUUAUUUCACUAGACUUGAAACUUGAGACCAAUAGACCAUAAUGAAGGACCCAAGAUAUAGAUUUCGCGUUGGGUCUCUAAAGUUUCAGCUUUGGCUCUGGAUCAAACAUGUCUCUCUUUUGAGAGGGAGAGAGUAAUAUAUUAUUCUUGUUGUAAUAGCGGCUGUUGUUAUUUAAUGUAGUGUUCUCUCUCUUUUAUCUCAAUUACAUAUUACAUCGUUAAACUUGUUCUUCUGCAACAGAUUUUGAGCCUCCUUCUAAUCAUAGCAGGAAGGCUCUCAUUAUAGCUGUUUCUGUGGCUACUCCAUUAUUACUCAUUCUCAUGGUUCUUGGUAUUGCUUGGAGAAAAAGCUAUUCAAAAAGAAAAUUAUCUAAGGAACAAGAACUAGCUGGGCUUGAUCUGAAAACUGGCCGCUUCACUUUUAGACAAAUUAAGGCUGCCACUGAUAACUUUAGUGCUGCAAAUAAACUUGGAGAAGGUGGUUUUGGAGCUGUUUACAAGGGAACACUACUAGAUGGUACCAUAGUUGCUGUUAAACAGCUUUCGUCCAAGUCAAAACAAGGAAACCGUGAGUUUGUUAAUGAAAUUGGAAUCAUCUCUGGUUUGCAACACCCAAAUGUUGUGAGACUUUAUGGAUGCUGUGUAGAAGGACAUCAGCUUCUACUUGUAUAUGAGUACGUGGAGAACAACAGCCUUGCCCGUGCUCUAUUGGGUCCUGAAGCAUCACGACUGGCAAUAGACUGGCCAACCAGGCAAAGAAUUUCUGUUGGCAUAGCCAAAGGUUUAGCUUUCUUGCACGAGGAGUCAGCUCUAAAAAUCGUCCACAGGGACAUAAAGGCUGCUAAUGUACUCAUUGACAAAAACCUCAAUCCAAAAAUUGCAGACUUUGGUUUGGCCAGACUUGAUGACGAGGGGAACACUCAUAUCAGCACCAGAGUUGCAGGAACAAUUGGAUACAUGGCCCCUGAAUAUGCAUUAUGGGGCUACUUAACCUACAAAGUUGACGUGUACAGCUUCGGUGUUCUGACGCUAGAAUUAGUGUCUGGAAUAAACAACAUGAAGUUUCGUCCUGAUGAGGACUACGUUUGCCUACUUGACUGGGCCCUAGUUCAACAAAAGAAGGGGAAUUUGCUGGAGCUGGUAGAUCCCAAUCUGGGAUCAAGUUUUAACAGGGAGGAGGCACUGAGAAUGAUCAAAGUGGCACUGCUGUGCACCAGUCCGUCACCAGCGCUUCGACCAACCAUGUCUGCAGUGGUGCGCAUGCUUGAAGGGGACGCUGAUGUCAGCGAGCUCAGCUCGGACGCAACUAUGUAUGGGGAUGAGUACAAUUUUCACGCACUUAGAGAAAAGUAUUCUGGAAUGCAAUCUUCGUCGUCCGUGACCAAUGGGUCGGUGAAGACAGAAAACACGAAGUCGGACAAACGGCUGAAUGGGGAGGAAGAGGCGAAAUUGCUGAGGUCGGGGGUGUCGGACAAGGGGGUGGAAUUGCAAUAGCCAACCCACUCCUAUAAUUUCUUCUCAUAAUGCUAUUUGAACCAGAGAACUGGGUCAUGAGUUAACCAGUCGGAUCGGGUCAAUCAUUCAGUCAACGUAUUGGUAACGAUAAGUUAGUAUUCUUUUUUUUUUUAGGACUCAGCGUCACUAUUAAGUGUUAUACUCUGUACCAAGUAACAUUCCACACAUACAUUUAGUUGAUUGAAAAACGAAAAGAAUUAGAGGAUCUGUUUGAAUUCCAUUUUACCAGAAAAUUUGGGUUCUAUUUUUCGGGAAGUAUUUUUGGUCACAUAUAUUUCGUAAUAUAUAAGUUGUAGGAAA
Messenger RNA from Cuscuta campestris, 1985 nucleotides. The record is from the annotation of a GenBank genome assembly. NCBI's taxonomy places the organism in Eukaryota, Viridiplantae, Streptophyta, Magnoliopsida, Solanales, Convolvulaceae.